AUGUGCCCUACUCAGGAAAGAGAAAUACAAAUGAAAAUUAUAAUAGAGACUAUAACUCACCUCCAAAAAGACAAUGUGUCAGAGACAGAUCCCCAUCCUUCUCCAGUAUCUCAUCCAGAUCAAGUAGUACUAGUAGUAGUUCCUCCAGCAGCAGUUCCUCCUGUGAAUCGGAGAUGGAUGAACUCUGUGGUGUAUAUAAACAUGAAAAGUGAACCAGAACAACAAAUAGACAACAGACAACAAGAAAGAGAAUUCCUAAAAAAGAGAUUAGCAGAGGAGAGGAGAAAAAUUUUAACUGAAGAUAAGAAAAAAGAAGAAGAAAGACUUGAAAGAAUAAGGAUAGAAAAGGAAGUAAGGGAUACCGAGAAAAGGGUAAUGAAAGAAAUAAUAGAACAGGGCAAGAAGGAAAGAGGCGAAGAAAGAAAUAAACAACAAAAAUUGAACGAAAUUAGGAAGACGAAGGAGGAGAAAGAAAGAAAAGAGGAAGAGAAAAAGAGAAUUGAAGAGACAAGAAAGAAGAAAGAAAUCAAGAAGAGAUAA
This is a messenger RNA of Mercenaria mercenaria, 540 nucleotides long. RefSeq lists its product as uncharacterized. Lineage: Eukaryota; Metazoa; Mollusca; Bivalvia; Venerida; Veneridae. The coding region runs from base 1 to 540 and encodes 179 amino acids. The record is from RefSeq and is a predicted model, not a curated record. The transcript has a single exon.